GCAAGCUUGCGAACUUGGUUUCUGGACGUUUUUCUACCUGUUCCCGGCGCGAGAGAUCCCCUGGAAGCCUUUCCCGGACUUCUACCACGUCUGGUACCGGGACCGCGUGAACUCCUGCUGGCAAACUCCGCUUCGGAGUGACGUACGGCUGCCCAAAGAGGUAGCCUCUUAUCUCCCGAUGUGGCUGCUGAGCCUGUUGUUUGUUUAUGCGCCUUUCAACCAAGCCUUCAACCUCUACCAGCCGGUGGUGUCCCUGUGCCACAACAUGCAGAUCUUUGAGUCCAUGUUCGCGAUCAGCCUGGCGGGAGCAGGUAUAGGUUUCAUUCGUCAUUUCAGCGGCAACCUCGGAGCUGUUUGCGCGGGGUUGCUGAUCGUAGCGCU
Symbiodinium pilosum is the source of this 381-nucleotide messenger RNA. NCBI's taxonomy places the organism in Eukaryota, Dinophyceae, Suessiales, Symbiodiniaceae. The record is from the annotation of a GenBank genome assembly.